AUGGCUCCCUGUUUGUUUGUUGGCCCUUUCCAACAACUGUUCCAUCUGCCAACAUUGACCGUUGGGUUGACCAUGCCACCUCCAGUCAAAUACGAUUAUCUCAUUUCAAGGUCAGGAGAUAUAGUAUUUUCCGUCACCGUUGGCGCUUUGGCUUAUUUUUUGAAUGAAAGAGAUAAUCCGAGAGCACAGAAUGGGAAAACAUUAUUCGACAUGCUAAAGAGAGCAAGACAAAAGAAAGUGCAAGAAAGAGAAGCGAAACGACAACCCGAGCCAGCCAUAGUGAUGGAAGAAUGA
Molecule: messenger RNA, 294 nt
Organism: Mycotypha africana
Lineage: Eukaryota; Fungi; Mucoromycota; Mucoromycetes; Mucorales; Mycotyphaceae
Exons: 2
Coding region: 1-294 (97 amino acids)
Biological process (GO): protein secretion
Source: RefSeq, a predicted model, not a curated record